GAUGCCUCUUAGCAGUGUGUAUUAUGAGUCUAACUAUUGCAGUCUACACGAGUGACACCCAUUGCAUACGUUGAACAUUGCCCUUUUCAUUUCAAUAACUUUAUAUAUAAAGUAGAGCUUGAAGUUUCAGCAGUUCUGGCAACAUUUCCCCAUAGACAACCAUGCACAUCAGCUCCGCCUGCUGAGGGUAUAUCGACGCUAGUGGUUCGCAUGAGCAACCCCCUUGCAGAAGGGCUGAAAAACGCCAACCGCGUGGAAAACGAUGUUGCAGCUCAGCAUCUUGCCCGAAAGUCAAUUCAGUCUAGGGGACUUGACGCGGUAGUUCCCGCUGUCUAUGCAUGGUCACCAUGUAGGUACCCUGAAGUACCUGGCGAGACUGGAUUUGGGUGGACAAUAAGUGAAUUCAAGCCUGGGUCGGAUCUAGAUGCCCAAUUUGAUUCAUUAUCUCUAGAGGAUGCUAUUGAUGCUGUUCAGCAGUUAGCUAGCAUCUUCGCCGCUAUACAGAGUUCUGAGAUUCCUGAGAUGGUAACCAAGUUUGGUGCGUUAACUCUAGAUGAUAGCGGUGUUAUUGUAGGCGGACAGCCACCGUUGCUGAAAGCUGGUCCGUUUGAUACGUACACGGAACUAUGGGUCGCUAAAUUAGAAACACAGCUGAGCGAGGUGGACAAGAGCCCAUUGCUGCACUGAGAGACUUGGAAGACUUGUUGUGCCCGUUUGAAUUGUUAAUGAAGGCAUGCUAAAACGUAUCUCGGAUGAGGAGAAAACCAAGAAGAAACAGGAAGGGGAGGGAAAGUUUCAGAAGUGGAUAAAGGAUCAUGAGCUGUGAACUGAUACUAAGUGCUGACUUCUAAGAUAUUUAUUUAUUUAGUCUAAUGCAAGAGAGUAAGUUAUAUCUACGUGUAUAGAGG
This is a messenger RNA of Daldinia loculata, 908 nucleotides long. RefSeq lists its product as uncharacterized. The transcript has a single exon. The coding region runs from base 211 to 687 and encodes 158 amino acids. Lineage: Eukaryota; Fungi; Ascomycota; Sordariomycetes; Xylariales; Hypoxylaceae. The record is from RefSeq and is a predicted model, not a curated record.